CAACGGUAAAAGGGCAGGGACGUCAAGUGAAAUACGUGUUUCGGUAAAAAGAAAUGUGAAGUCCGUGUUAGAUCUCGUGAAACCAGACGGGGAGUAUUAAUAAAACAAUCGUGUUAUUGUUUCUUUUGGUGGUGCGUUUAAGCAAAGAAUUGUCAGACUAGUCUAUUGCAUUGGUGUAUUAAUUUAUCGUUUAAAAAAGCGUUCGCGGGCCGUGUGUAGGAACAAAAGGGCUCGCUAGAGAUAUAGUCAGCUUUAAGAAGGUUAUAAUAUUUAUAAUACUUUACAAUGGCAGUUAGGUAGUUUUAACAGUUCGCUCAACACAUUCAUCAUCAUUGAGCAUAUUUCUAUCGAGCAGAAAAUGUAAAGGAAACAAUCAUAAUGAAGCCACAGAAGAAGGCAGCAGUUGCCCGGAAGGCAACAAAAAUGCCAACAAUUGCUAAAAAACGUCGCUCAUUUUUAGAGAAAUCUAUAUCUGAUAUAAGAAAAGAGAAAAAGUCUAAAAAGCUUGAAAAGGUGGAGGAUGUAAAAAAGAAAAUAGAAAGUGAAAAGAAAAAGUCAGAGAAAAUUGAAGAAAAAAAGAAAAUAGAGGAUAAGAAAAAACUUGAAGAAAAGCGAAAAGAAAAAUCAGAAAAAGUGGAUGAAAAAAAAAAGUACAUUAAAGAUCAUGAAAGAAAGUGGGAAAAAACAGAAGAAAAGAAAUUAGAUAAAAUGGAUGAAAAAAUUACUGAAGAGUAUACUUGUGAUGGUACAGAAAAAAAGAAAGUACAAAAAAUAGAAGAGAAAGCAAAAGUGGAUAAGCAGGUUACAGAAAAUAAGAAAAAGAUAGAAAAAGUGGAAGAUAAAAAGAAAAAUAGUAAACUUGAUGAUGAAAAUGUGGAAAAUCAAGCAAAAAUUUUAAAUAAUGCAGAGGAGAAUGAUUCACAUGAAGAAAAAUUAGAUACUUUUUGUUUUGUUGCUAAGAAAAAAUGUAAAGAUGAGAAAAAGAAAGAUACAAAAUUAAUUAAGCCAGAUAUUAAAGAAGGCAUGAAAAUAUCUGUGAUAAAGGAUAAAAAAACGGAACGUAAAAAACUUAUUGAGAAAGGUACAAUAAAUACUAAAAGUUCUUUAACACGAACUAAGAAGGAUUCUAAGGCAAAAUCAGUGCAAAAAAAAGGUAUUUCUAGGAAGACCGUUUUAGUAAAAAAAACACAUCUCUCAGUAGUUCAGAAGUUGGUGGAUAAAAAAAUUAAGUUAAACAAAUUGAUAAAAGAUGAAGAAGCAUCUGUAAGUGAGGAGGAUGAAGCAGUGAAAAGAACAAAGAGGAAAAAUGUUAAUAUUUCUAAAAGUAAAGUUAUGCAAGAAAAAAAACCAAAAUUAGCAAAACAUAUGAAAGCUAAGUUGCCUUCAAAAAAUAAUAAAAUAAGUACUGCAUUAAAGAAAGAUGAUAAACUUAAAACACUUGUAGAAAAAGUUGUACCUAAAAAGAAAUUGGAUAUAAAAGAAACAGAAAAAUCAUUAAAUGAACAUAAAAAGGUCAUAGGUAAAGAUGAAUCAAAUGAGGAAGUAGACACAACUGAUAUAAAAAGUGAAUUAGAAGAAGAUAAAGACAUUGAUAAAAGUUGUAUAGAAGAACAACCACAAUCAAAGUCACAAGAUAUGAAAAAGUCUGUUAAAAGUACUCCAAAAAUACAGAGAAAAGUAGUGAAAAAGAAGGCUGUAAAAGUACAAAUGGAGAACAUUAAUCAAAUAUUUUCUUCUUCUGAAGAAGUAUCCUCUGAGGAACCUGGUAAACAAAUCAAGGUGUGUGAAGAUAGUCUAAAUGAUACCAGUUUUUCUAAACAAGAGCAAAUUGAUAUGGAAAAUAUAGUUGACACAAAUUUGAAAGAUGAACCAGUUAAUAGAGACAAUACAAGUGGUAAUGCAUUAUCAUCAGAUUCAGAAGAUGAAAGUGAUGAUGAAGUAAAAAAAAAUAAACAGAAGGACAUUAAGAAAAGAGAAGGUGCUAAUUCACCAUCUGAUGAACGUGUUAGAAGAAUGAGACUGUUUGGUUUUUGGAGUGGACCAAAACGUCAUAGAGUUGCUUCCUUAAAUGCACUAGCCAAAGUUCACUGUUUGUACGAAAAUGAAACUGGAGGGGUGUAUCUUGGUGGUUUCUGUAAACCAAAACCUGAGAAAGAAAAACAGAAAAAAACUAAAGAAGAAAAAGAAGAACCUGUUCGUAAAGAAAAGGAAAAAAAGGUAGAAACUAAAGUAGAAGAAAAUGUCUCAAAAAGAAAACUUAGAAAUGUACCAGGGUUACGCGGAAAGCAUUGGGAUAUGUUAGAAAGUUCUUCGUCUUCGUCGUCUUCUGAUGAGGAUUGUGAACGUGAGAAAAAUGUGGAACAUAAGAAAAAAAUAAUAAAACGAAGGAAGAAAAAUGAAGAAGUAAUGGAUCUAAAAGAUAUGGUUGUUUGCAAAAGAAUGGCAAGUCUCAAUGCUACUGCCAUUUUGGCUGCUUCCUAUUCGGAUGAAAAAAAUCGUUGCGGUAGUAGUUCUGAUUCUUCCAGUGAAUCAGAAGUGGAAAUUAUUAAAAAACGUAAACAAAACGAUUCUGAUAUUGAGAAACGAAAAUCAAGGCAAAAUUCAGAACAGGAUGAUGUUUUAAAACCAUCCAAUAAACUUGUUAUUGUGAAUCAAGAUACAGAUGUUACUAUUACCGGUGUUUAUGUUAACCAAACGCGAUCUACACACCAUGAAGGUUUUUGUAGCAUUGCUGGUAUGCAGUAUAGAAUAAGUUCAACAAGUCAUACUCAAACUGCUGCUACUGCAGUUGCUACUGAGCUUCAUGAUCAGCAAAAAUUGGAACAACCAUGUAAAUCAUAUACACCAUUGGGUGCAUUAUCCUCUAUGCAACCACCAGGUACUCAAGGUAAUCAUCCAAAUAUGUCACCUCGAAGACAUUCUGCAUUUUCAGCACCACAUCAACAUGGGUAUUAUCAGCCGGCUGGACCACUGAUACAACACCCUCCAACUUUACCACCUAUUAAAGGACCUCCUCCAGAGCCUACUCCCACACCACCACAAAAUUCUGAGGGCUCAGAUGAUUUAGUUGCAACUUCCACAACUUCUGGAGGAACUAGCAGUACAGGUGGUGGGUUUUAUAGGGCAUAUUGCCCUCAAUACUAUGGUACACCACCACAGUACCCAGAUCUGUGUUAUCCACCAACAUAUUCUCAUCCGCAUACUCAUCCACCGCCUUAUUACAAAUAUGCACCAACUUAUAGAAGGUAUUUUUUCAGGCAGUAUUAUGGGUAUCAGGAAUCCGGUGGAGGCAGCGGUCCUGGUAGCGGUGCUACUGCAGGAGGUCCAGCAGUUGUUGAUUAUCAAGCACCACCACCGCCACCUGGUGACUAUCCUUUGCCUCCUUAUUAUGGAGCAUAUCCUCCACCACCACCGCCCCCACCUCCACCGCCUAAUCCGGCAUACUUGCAUUCUCAGGGAAGACCUUUUGUAGAUCAUGCAGCCUUCCAGGGUUGUCCAUGCCCGAUGCAGUCUUGUCCAAAAAACGUGGAUACUGGGCCCCUUAUUGGUAAUGGUAAGGGAGCGCCAGUGGUAUCGGGGCCCGGUCUGUCAUUGCCGCCCAGUGCUUUGGUAGGUCCGCCCUCGCCGGCGAGGGGGCUAGCCGGGCUAGCGCCACCUCACGGUGCCAAUGCCUGGGAUACGGAUCGCGUCCAACUUAACACUCAUCGCAACCUGAAUCAGAACCAACCCUCGGUCCCUCCGUCACACAAUUUAGUCGGUGGACAUAAUCGCCCACAAAAUUCGGAUUGUAAGAAUAAGGAUGAAAAAGAUUGUGCAGAGGACAAGCUACAAAAGUGUGGGUGUCAGAAACAUGCCUGUACUUCAACCUGUGAAGUUAAAAUGGAAACUCUUUCACCUACUGAAAAGCUAGCAGUGACAACCUGUCCAAGUAACAAAUUUCACAACUUUAAAUUGGAAAAUAAUAAUGUGAAAUGUGAAUCUUGCAGUGUGGAAAUGGGCGAUAAUUUAUCCUGUGUUGCAAACUGUAAUGUUAAGUGCGAAUCAGAUUACAAGUGUGAUAUAAUGAAAUGUGAACAAUGUAUGAAAGAGAGAAAUCUAGAAAUUGACAAGGAUUCUGGGAUAUUACUUGAUGAUAAAUUAGAUACAGAUCCAGAUGUUAAGGAAGAAUUGAGUGAUGUUGUUGCAAUUGACAAUGAAAAUUGGAAAAAGCCAGAUUAUGAGCCAACAGUUCAAGAAACCAUUGAAGAAACUGUGGAACAGGAAAGUAUAAAAAAGACAGAAACAGAGCAAGAGUAUUCAAAGUGUCAAAAAGUAUCAAAAAGGAAGUUAUCUUUAGAUAGUUUAUCUGAUAGCAGAAAAAAGAGGAAAGUCAGUAAAAGGACUCUUUCUGUUGGCUCUUCACAAGAUCUUAAUAAUAGUAAUUUUGCAACAAAAAUUUCUAUACCAAUCUCAUCUCUUAUAAAAAAGAUUGAUAACAAUGCUGAUGAAUGUGUUUUAAAGAAAAAGCACUCUAAAAAAGAUAAUCAGAAUCAAAAACGCAAAAUAGAGAAUUCAAAUUUUUCUGAAAAUACAAUAAAGAAGUCAAAGACUUCUAAGCAGAGUACAAGUAAUCAUAUUCCAAAUUGUUUAAAACAUGCUGCCAGUGAUAAUUCUAUUAUGGAAACUAUUAACAAUGUUAUUCAACAAAGCUUGCAGAUGACACAGAAAAAAGAUCGUAAAAAUAAAAAUGUUGAAAAAUCAGAAAAAGCAAAGCAGGAAACGAACCUAUUAUCAGCUGUAAAAAAAGUAGUUAAAAAAGUUGAUCUGGUAAAAGAAUUGGCAUCAAUGAAAUUUUCAAAGGUAAUUGCAAAAAAUGGCCAAUCUAAAAAUAAAACAGAAAUACGAACAAAAUCAAAAACACAGGAGAAAAAUAAAUGUAAAGGAAAAGGUAAAUCCAAAGCACAGGAAGCAAAGACGAAAGAUAAUAAAAAACAGGAUAGUAUAACAAAAUUUAAAGCAAAUGAGAUUCAGGAAUCCGCAAAGAAGUCAACUUCGAUUAAAAAGAAGCGAAAAAAUGUGAAGAAAGCACCUAUCAAAAAAUCUAACUCAAAAAUUGAAGAUUGUUUAGUAGGAAAUGAGAAUUUAAUAUUAACUAGAAAAACAUUUUUAAAACCCAAGUGGAGUAAUGGUUGGAGUUGGGAAGGCGAUCCAUUUGAAGCCAAAGUUUAUUUAACGAACGAAGAGUCCGCGAUACGUCGAUGUUAUGCGAGCAUGAAACAUGAAAGUGGUGAUGUAUUAAGACCUCGUGAUUGCGUUUUAUUAAAAAGUGGUCCACGAAAAGCAGAUUUACCAUUCGUAGCAAAAAUUGCCGCCUUAUGGGAAAAUCCAGAUGACGGUGAAAUGAUGUUUUCCUUGCUAUGGUACUACAGACCCGAACAUACCGAGCAAGGUAGAACUCAGUAUGAUACUGAAGACGAAGUCUUCGCUUCACGGCAUCGGGAUGCAAACAGUGUUGCUUGUAUAGAAGAUAAAUGUUAUAUUUUGACAUUCAAUGAAUAUUGUCGGUAUCGUAAAAAUUUACGAAGAAUUGAAGAGGGGUUAGAAAGUCCCGGUUUAAUAGUUCCACCCGGAGAUCAAUUAUAUCCAAGAGAAAAUCGACAACCUCCGAUACCAGUGCCCUCAGAUAUGGUCCUGUUUUGUCGACGCGUUUAUGAUUAUCGCGGUAAAAAGCUUGUUAAGAAUCCUGGAUGA
Molecule: messenger RNA, 5730 nt
Organism: Habropoda laboriosa
Lineage: Eukaryota; Metazoa; Arthropoda; Insecta; Hymenoptera; Apidae
Gene: Hers
Exons: 12
Coding region: 379-5730 (1783 amino acids)
Molecular function (GO): chromatin binding
Source: RefSeq, a predicted model, not a curated record